Messenger RNA from Truncatella angustata, 1993 nucleotides. RefSeq names its product glycoside hydrolase superfamily. The transcript has a single exon. Gene Ontology annotation, molecular function: 1,3-beta-glucanosyltransferase activity; glucan endo-1,3-beta-D-glucosidase activity. Gene Ontology annotation, cellular component: cell surface; extracellular region; fungal-type cell wall. The record is from RefSeq and is a predicted model, not a curated record. Gene Ontology annotation, biological process: cell wall organization. NCBI's taxonomy places the organism in Eukaryota, Fungi, Ascomycota, Sordariomycetes, Amphisphaeriales, Sporocadaceae. Bases 36 to 1577 code for a protein of 513 amino acids.
CGUGGAGGGAAUAUAGAAACAUCCGCAACUAACAUAUGCAAAUAGUCCACAACCCUCCUGCUCCCAGCACAAGCAGCGCACCAGCUACAAUCUUAGCUGCCAGCAGCACCAAGCCCGCUACCACUGCGGCGCCAUUGACCUCAACCUCCGUUGUCGUCGUCGUGCCCACUCCGGUUGCUCAGACUUGCCCGACCACGGGUGUCUACACAUUCCCGGCUACCACAGUCACCCUGACUGAGACUACCACCGUCAUCGCCGCCUCCACCACUGCGGUCCCCAGCGGUACUCACACUCUUGGUGGUGUCACAACCGUCGUCACAACCGCGACCACCGUGACCUGCCCGUACGCCACCGUUUCUACCAGCGAGGGCGUCACGACCAGCGUCAUCAAGACCACCACCUACGAGUGCCCCUCCGCCGGUACUUACACCAUCGCUCCCACCACUGUGACUGCCACCAAGGACACCACCGUUGUUGUUCCCGUUGUCAGCACCUACUGCCCUGGCACCUACACACAGCCCGAGCUGGUAACCACCAUCACCGAGACUAGCACCGUCGUCUACUGCCCCUUUGACAUCCCGGUCACCACCACUGUGUCUCUCACCACUCCCGUUGCCACCUCUUCCGCUGCCACCACACCUGCUGCCACCACCGCCUAUCCCACCUCGACGGCUGUUGCUAUCUCCUACCCCGUUGCUAGCGCCUCCAAGACCUCGUCUUCUGCCACCUCCAAGCCCACCGGCAGCUUGACUGGAAAUGGCUCCGCCCCUUGGGCCAUUACCUACACUCCCUACGACUCAAACGGCCAGUGCAAGACUGCUGAUGCUGUCAAGACUGACAUCGCGGCCAUCGCCGCUUCCGGUGUCACUGCUGUCCGUGUCUACUCCACCGACUGCGACACCCUCCCUAACGUUGGUGGCGCCUGCGCCGACCACGGCCUCCGUAUUAUCCUUGGUAUCUUCAUUGACCAGGUUGGUUGUACUGCCAAGCACCCUACCGUUGAGGCUCAGAUCAGCGCCAUCAAGGAGUGGGCCAACUGGGACAUUGUUGAUCUUAUUGUUGUUGCCAACGAGGCCAUUUUCAAUGGAUACUGCACCCCCUCUGAGCUUGCUUCUCUGAUCAGCGAGUGCAAGUCCGAGUUCUCUGGCUACACUGGCUACUUCACCACCACCGAUACCGUCAACAUUUGGCAACAAUCUACCACCACUGACGCCCUUUGCGACGUUAUCGAUAUCGUUGGUGCUCAGGCCCACGCUUACUUCAACACCGAGACUGUUGCUGCCGAUGCCGGUAAGUUCGUUCGCGGACAGCUGGACAUUGUCAACGCCGUCUGCCCUGGCAAGGAAGCCAGAGUUCUCGAGACCGGUUGGCCCUCGGCCGGUAUCUGCAAUGGCAAGGCUUGCGCCGGUACUGCGGAGCAAGCCGAGGCUAUCGCAUCACUCCUUUCUGAGGUCAGCCAGGAGUCUGUCUUCUUCUCGCUUACCGACGACGAGUGGAAGGAUGGCAACACUGACUGCAAGUGCGAGCAGCACUGGGGGUGCAGCAGCGCCCUUGGUCUCAGCGGCCUUACCUCAUAAGCGAUAAAAAAAAAACAUUAGAAAACGCUUUGCCAGAAGCAUCCACUACCCUCACGCAUUGUUUCGUACAUGAUCAUCACGUUCUUCUUUUGCAUCAUCUUGGACAUCCUUUUGGUUAUAUAUGGGACAGCGCGCGGCGUGAAACGGUUGGGUAUCGACACUCGGGAGGAAAUGAAGAGAUAAGAGCCAUCGUCAAGUAUUUAUAUCGCCGCGGCGUUGUUGGUUACUUUCUCCGCCUCCUCCAUCUGGGUCUUCGGGUGUUUCCACAAAUAAGGGCGGGCUGAGGUUAAGCUUUGAAUACACAGCAUUACGUGCCAAAAUCCCCUGGCCAGUCAAAUUAGGGUCUGAUUCUUAAUGUUGUAAUUUAUUAGUAUCUAUUAUGGAUGUCGCCGUUCGCAAAGAUCUUUUCUACUGUC